CGCCUCGUGCCGAAGUUUGAAAUCUGGGGCCAACUAACCUCGAAGUGGAUGACAGUCUUGGUCUUGGCGCAUAUAUUCUGGUUCGGAUCGCUAGCCCACCUCUUCUAACCUUCAACACUCAUUUUGGGUGAGGGUUGGUAAAGAUACUGAUAAAUUUUAGGAACUACUUUCAAUUCAACAAAUAGGAGUUAACGACGGCUAGGAUUACUGUAUUCAGGCGAAAGUGCAACGCCUUUCGUGCCAAAUGGUUCACAUUGGCAUUAAGAAAUCACCCCCGAAGCUGUGUGCUGAGGACAAUCCUUUCAUUGUUAGCACAUCGUCUGAUAGGACCAACUCGGCAGCAAGGAGAUUAAUCCGAAGCCAUGUGAUGCGAGGAAAGAAUCGUCGAAAGUCCCCAUCGUCCUCCAUGAAGACGGGAGCUUGGCUCAACAGCGGUACUUGCAGCGACGAGGAACUUGUCUCUGCUCAAAGAGAGUGCAUACUAUCUGGUCCAGGGCUAGGAUUCUUUGGAUCAGGGCUUCGUCUCAUUCCCUUUGCGGAUGAUAUGCAACCGUACAUGCUGGACCUUGUCUUCAAAUUCUUCACCAUCCUUAUGCAAGCCAUGUAUCCCAUCCAACUAUGCCUUUCCGUUGACUCGAGGAACACAGUAUGGAUGGAGUAUCUCCAGACCGACACCAUGUUUCUCCACUCCCAACUCUGGCUCGCACAAACCUACUUCGACUGGACCCAAAACCGUCCCCCCUCCCGCCGCGCCCUCCUCCACGAAAGCAAAACCCUCCACCUCCUCCGCCACCGCGUCACCGACCCCUCAACCGCAACCUCAGACCAGACCAUUUCCGUCGUCGUCACACUCGUGAACAUGACCGCUCUGUCCGGCCACAGAGAACUGGCCCGGAAACACAUGGCCGGGUUAUCGAAAAUGGUUUCCGUGCGGGGAGGGCUGAGAGCUUUGAGGGAAAAUACGCAGCUUCAGCUUAAAGUCUGCAGAGCAGAUCUAAGCACCGCCCUCUCAACCGACAUCCCACCAUUCCUCUUCACCGCGCCCCAGAUCUCCUGGUCGCCCUUCCUCCCCUCAUCUCCCUCCCCCUUAGCACCUCCUCUCCCAAACCUCGACGCUAAACUCCUCGCCAUCUACCACGAUCUGCACACUUUUUCCCAGUCCGCAAACCUCGCUUUCCAAUCCGCCUCCAAGCUUCCCCCAGAACUGUUCCAGGAAAUCCUGAUUUCAACGCAAUACCGACUCAUGUUACUCUCCUUCCCCGCUGAUGGUUCAGCGUUGGAGCUGCUCAGGCUGGGCAUGCUAGCGUUUUCGACGAGUGUGUUUCUGCAGGCGCGGGGGAUUAGGGUGAGGUAUGAGGCGUUGGCGGGGUGGUUGAGGGAUGCUGCUGCGGCGCGGGAAGAGGAGGGAAGGGGAGCGGAUUUGGGGAUUUGGAUUUUGUUCAUGGCGGGCAUUUCGGGGGGUGAGGAGGAGGAUGGGUGGAUAUUGCCGAUGUUGAAGACGGAGAUGGGGAAUAGAGAGAUGAGGGAGUGGGGAGUUGUGAGGGCGCUGUUGAAGCGGUAUCCGUGGGUUGAUGCGCUGCAUGAUGAGGUUGGGAAGAGGAUUUUUGGGCGUGUGGAGGUCGUGGAUACAGCGUGAUGUUUCUUGUUAGCGGGGAAUGAAACGAGUUCUGAAUAGAGUAAACAAUUCCGUCCAUCUAUCACAUUAUCAUUAUCACUCGCUACUAGCUCACCUAUCUAACCCCUUUCCUUUCUCCUCCCUCCCA
This is a messenger RNA of Mollisia scopiformis, 1763 nucleotides long. RefSeq lists its product as uncharacterized. Bases 245 to 1636 code for a protein of 463 amino acids. Lineage: Eukaryota; Fungi; Ascomycota; Leotiomycetes; Helotiales; Mollisiaceae. The record is from RefSeq and is a predicted model, not a curated record. The transcript has 3 exons.